Messenger RNA from Mycotypha africana, 2031 nucleotides. RefSeq lists its product as uncharacterized. Lineage: Eukaryota; Fungi; Mucoromycota; Mucoromycetes; Mucorales; Mycotyphaceae. Gene Ontology annotation, biological process: long-chain fatty-acyl-CoA metabolic process; long-chain fatty acid metabolic process. The coding region runs from base 1 to 2031 and encodes 676 amino acids. The record is from RefSeq and is a predicted model, not a curated record. Gene Ontology annotation, molecular function: long-chain fatty acid-CoA ligase activity. The transcript is spliced from 7 exons. Gene Ontology annotation, cellular component: lipid droplet; endoplasmic reticulum; plasma membrane.
AUGAACUUCGUUAAAGACCUCUUUCUUACAAAAUCUGAUAAGCCAACGUUUGAAUUUGAUAAAGACAACCAUGUCUUUCGCAGUUGUCACGCCGAGAAGGGCUUUGUCAGUACUCCACUUGAACCAAAAAUGAACAAGGAGGAAUGUACUAUUGACAGAGUAUGGAAAAAGCUCGCUGAGCAAAAUAAGGAUAAGCCUGUAUUCGGGUCUCGCCCAUUACUUAGCAUCCACACUAAAGAAUCUAAACCAAAGGAAGGCGCCAAGCCUAAAAAAUGGUCGUAUUUCGAGCUCGGUGAUUAUGAAUGGAUGAACUACGCUGAGGCUGACGAAAAGAUCAAGAAAGUUGCCAUGACACUUAAGAAACAUGGUCUGAAACAUGGUGAUAUAGUCAUUUUGUUCUGUAAGACAAGAGCUGAAUGGAUGAUCACUGCUUUAGCUUGCUUUACUCUCGGCUUAGUUAUCACCACUGCCUAUGAUUCGAUGCCCGCUGAUGCUGUCAACCACAUCAUCAAAGAAACUGAAGCAAAGGCUAUCUUCACAGAGGUAUCUUUGUUCUCGACAUUGAAUAAAGCCUAUGAGGAAUUAAAAAAGGAAGACCAACCCAAGUUCGUGUUUUAUGCCGGCCAAGAUUUUGAGGCAUCUGAGGAAGUAAAAAAGUUCAAAAACAGUAAAGCCGAGGAUGUGGAGAUUGCUCAUUUUAAUAAAGUCGUGGAAAAGAAUGACGAUCAGUUGGAAGAGAUCCAAUCUGGAGAGCAGCCUAAGCCUGAUGAUCUGGCAUUGAUUAUGUACACUUCCGGUUCAACAGGUGCUCCUAAGGGUGUCGAAUUGACGCAUAGUAAUAUUAUCGCUGCCAUGGGUGCUGCAGAAUACCUCAUCAUUGAAUUCUUGAGCGGUCAAGAUGAUCAUUCUUAUAUUGGUUUCUUGCCUUUGGCUCAUGUGCUUGAAUUCCUUGUCGAAUUCAUCAUGAUAUGCUUGGGUAUUCCUAUUGGUUACGCCAGUAUUCGUACCUUGAUGAACGAAUUUGUUUGCGGCCCCAACGGGGAGGGUAAAGGUGAAGGCGAUCUUAAAAUGUUGAAACCUACCAUCAUGGCUGGUGUUCCUGCUGUUUGGGAAAAGAUCAAGAAGGGUGUUGAAGCCAAAUUAGCCAAACAGCCAUGGGCUGUUAGAAAGACAUUUGAAGCUGCUAUUGAACUCAAGUGGAGAAUGUUGCAAGUUUUUGGCAAGACCAAUAAUUUGACCGACGCUUACGAUUCAGUUAUUUUCAAUAUGAUCCGUGACGUUACUGGUGGCCGCUUGAAAUAUGGUAUUUCUGGUGGUGCUCCAGUAUCUUUUGAAACUCAAAAAUUCGUCACAUCAGCUCUUUGUUUCAUGUUACAAGGCUAUGGUUUGACUGAAUGUUGUGGUUUGGCGUCUGUUACUCUUCCCAAGUUUGGUAUCAUUCCUGGCUCUAUCGGCCCUCCUUCCCCUUCCAUUGAAUUCCGUCUUGUUGACGUCGCUGAUACUGAUUACAAAGCAGAGAAUAAUGUCGGAGAGCUCUGGUUGCGUGGCCCGUCGUUGAUGAGAGGCUACCAUAAAAGACCUGAUCUCACGAAAGAUGCUAUAACUUCUGAUGGUUGGUUUAAGACCGGCGAUAUAGCUCGCUUGAAUGAUGAUGGUACUUUCUCUAUUACUGAUCGAGCAAAGAAUCUCGUUAAAUUGGCUCAUGGUGAAUAUAUUGCUUUGGAAGCUUUGGAAUCCAAGUAUCGUAAUUGUCACGAGAUAAAGAAUAUUUGUCUCAUUGCUGAUAGUAACAAGUCCUACAUCAUUGCUGUGGUUGAGCCAGCUGAUGACGACGUGGAGAAGGAUACACUCCUUAAAAAGCUCCAGCAAACUGCGUCUUCAGCUGGAUGUAAUCGUGUCGAAACAGUAAAAGAUAUUGUCGUAACCCGACAUAUUGAUUGGACAAAGGAGUAUAUGACCAGCAGUCAAAAAAUCAAACGUAAAGAUAUCGUUAAAGGAAAUCAAGAAGAAAUCGACAAGAUUUAUAAGUAA